This is a messenger RNA of Talaromyces marneffei, 3114 nucleotides long. RefSeq lists its product as uncharacterized. Gene Ontology annotation, molecular function: nucleic acid binding; protein binding. Bases 1 to 3114 code for a protein of 1037 amino acids. The transcript has 4 exons. The record is from RefSeq and is a predicted model, not a curated record. Lineage: Eukaryota; Fungi; Ascomycota; Eurotiomycetes; Eurotiales; Trichocomaceae.
AUGUCUGAUAGAGGCGGUCGCGGAGGCCGUGGAGGCCGUGGAGGUCGUGCGGGUGGCGGUGGUGGGGGAGCUCCUUUCCGUGGAGGUGGCGGCCCUCGUGGAGGGGGCUUCCAGGAAGGAGGGGACCGUGGUCGUGGUCGUGGUCGUGGAGGCUCUGGCGAGAGAGGUGGAGGAACUUAUAAUCUUCCAUACCGUGACUCAUCACGCGGGGGUGAUAGGGGUAGAGGUCGAGGAGGACAACCUGACUUCCGAGGUGGCCGUGGCCGUGGACGUGGCCGUGGGGACUCGAGGAUCUACAACCCUAGGCCAGCACCUCCGUACAACGCCGUGGUUUCUCAGAAGGAAAACGACAUUGAGAAAAAUGUCCUCAAAGCUAAACGUAGCGCCAAGGGACCUGCACCCGGUACCGCUAUUCUUCCUCUCCGUCCUGGCUACAAUACCCAAGGCAAUGAGAUACUCCUGUAUGCAAACUAUAUGGACCUUACUGUCAAAGGUAGUGCAAAGUGCUACAGGUAUAGCAUUGACAUUGGACCGGGUCCUGACAAAAAGGUCCCUUCAAUCAAACGGUGCAAACGUCUUGUGCAAUUGCUGCUUGAGGAGCAUUUUGCUGCUGAGAGAGGCCACAUCGCUACGGAUUCGCGUGCCAACAUGGUUUCUUCUAAAAAGCUCGACAAAAUACCUGACGGCGUGGAAAGCACGGACUUUCGUGUUCGUUGGAAAGCGGCAAACGAGACGGAAUACGAGACCGACGCAGAUGUCCACAUCGUCACGGUGAAAUUCACCGGGAUGAUUGCGAUGUCUGAUUUGAUUGACUACUUGACCUCCUCGGAUGCAAGCGCUUUCUUCGCAAGUAAAUCGGAAAUCCUCCAAGCCCUGAAUAUUGUGGUUGGCGAGUACCCGAAAUCUCGUUCUGACAUUGCGAGUAUUGGUGCCAACAAACACUUUCCUCUCAACCCCGAACCAAAUGAUCAUUUCUCACUUGGAGAAGGACUCAAAGUCAUCAGAGGCUACUUUGUCAGCGUCCGCGCUGUGACUGCAAGACUCCUCGUCAAUGUGCAAGUUAAAAAUGUCGCCGUGUACGAGCAUGGCAGCCUACCUAGCUUGAUUGGGAAGAAUCCUACGAGCAUGCCCAACCUCGAAAAAUUUCUAAAAACCCUACGAGUUGUUGUCACCCAUCUAAAGGAUAAAAAGAAGAAACCAGUCCGACGCGAAAAGAGUAUCUGGGGUUUUGCUCGUGAGGGUGAUGGUGCGAAGCUCAAGAAUCGCGCUCCUAGAGGUGUGACAAAACAGGGACAAACACGACAAAGGAUUCCAUUUGGAGCUGGUCCGAAUGAGAUUGAAUUCUGGCAGGAGAAUCCUGUGUCGCCGAUGACGAAUCCUGGUUUCAUCACCGUUGCCUAUUGGUUUAAAAUUAAGCAUGAUAUUGUGGUUGAUAACAAACUUCCUGUCAUGAAUGUUGGAUCCGGUGAUAUGCCGUCGUAUGUCCCAGCGGACGUAUGUGAAGUGAUACCGGGACAGCCUGCAAAGAUGAAAUUGUCUGCGAAUCAGACGGCUCAAAUGAUCAGCUUCGCUGUGAGAUCCCCAGGUGACAAUGCCGACUCAAUCAUCAAUCAGGGCGCCCCUCUUUUGGGAUUUUCUCCAACGACGAACAAUGUUCUGAAAUCCUUUGGCCUUGAACCAAUUCCAAACCUCAUCACAGUUCCCGGACGAACUCUGCAGGCCCCCCUUAUCACUUACAAAAAAGCUGACAGGAAGCAGGAGUCACGCCUUCAGCCAAAAGACGCAAGUUGGAAUUUGAAAGAAAUUGUGUUCUAUGAGGCCAGGCGUGUCUCUACACGAUGGUCCUGGGUAGUGCUAAGCCCAGACGUGACGCACAGGAGAUUUGGCGGCGACCAACAGGCGUGCCUUAGGCGUAUCGAGGAAUGGGCUACGAACGUUCGUGCUGCGGGUAUUGCUAUUGACACCAAGUCGACCGUUCCAGGAGUGAAUGUUCCGUAUAACGAAGGCGAAAACCGAAAGGUCGAUGCUGCAUUUGAGAGCUUGGUUAAGCAUAGACUCGACUUUGUCUUGGUGGUAUUGCCACGUCGUGAAACAUUCCUGUACAACACAAUCAAGUACCUCUGCGAUGUGAAGUACGGACUUCUACAUGCUUGCGUUGUUGCAGACAAAUUUGCUAGGGGGGGUCCACAAUACGAUGCGAAUGUCGCCCUGAAGGUUAAUUUGAAACUGAACGGAACAAACCAUAUCGUCGGGGGCACUCAACUUGGCCUUAUCAGCAAAGGAAAGACAAUGCUGGUGGGGAUCGAUGUUACUCAUCCGUCACCGGGAUCCGUCAAAAAUGCCCCAAGUAUCGCAGCCAUUGUAGCCUCCGUGGGCAAAGACUUGAGCCAAUUCCCAGCCCAACUUCAUGUGCAGCCCGGAAAGCAGGAGCAAGUUGAUGCCUUGGACGUUCUGCUAAAAUCUCGUCUCAAGAUUUGGCAUGAUAUUCACGAAGAGUAUCCUGAGAAUAUCAUAGUCUAUCGGGACGGCGUCUCAGAGGGUCAGUACGAUAUGGUCGUAACCAAGGAGCUACCUCAACUCAAGAAGGCUUGCAGAGAUAUGUGUGGUAAAAAGCAGCCUCGUAUCUCCAUCGUGGUAGUGGGUAAACGCCAUCACACCCGCUUCUACGUGACUCGGGAGCAAGAUGCCUCCAAGUCCAAGAACCCUCCAAACGGUACGGUGGUCGACCGCGGCGUGACGGAGGCUCGUGCGUUCGACUUCUUCUUACAAUCCCAUGCAGCAUUGCAGGGAACAGCCCGUCCAGCGCACUAUAUUGUCGUUCACGACGAGAUUUUUGCGGGGAUGCCGAUUAACGCCCCGUUUACGAACUCGGCUGAGGUUCUUAUUGACCUAUCUCACCGGCUAUGCUACACAUUUGGCCGUGCCACCAAGGCAGUCAGCAUCUGUCCCCCUGCCUAUUACGCGGACUUGGUCUGCGAGCGGGCUCGUUGCUACCUGCAGGAUGUCUUUGAUCCCAACGACACAGGCAGUGAGGCGAGCAGCGAUAAUAUGGAGCAGAAGCAGAGAAUGGUGACGAUUCAUGAGAAAGUCAAGAAUAGCAUGUUCUACAUUUAG